Drosophila suzukii is the source of this 2737-nucleotide messenger RNA. Lineage: Eukaryota; Metazoa; Arthropoda; Insecta; Diptera; Drosophilidae. The record is from RefSeq and is a predicted model, not a curated record.
AGUCACUGCUGAGGGGCCAAAUCAGUCCAUAGAUUGAAGAAUUAACAUAAUUGCAGUAUAAUAACAGAGUCGGUCCCUCGGGGGCUGGGAGUGCGUGGCCCGCCCUCAAGGGGUGUGGCCGGUGGGCGUGGCACACUCAGUCGUUUGCGGAAUGUCCACACCUGAGCAACGUUUUUGGCUGGCGACCUUGCUGUUCCUCUUGAGUCAGCAUUGUGGGGUUUACGGAUUUGGAAUCAAUCUGAUGAAGGUUCCAACUGAGGCCAAAGCGCCGGAAGCUUGCAUCCUCGCUUUGCUCCGGAAAUAUUUUGAUUCCGGAGAUGGACUCUCCGGCUCAGUACUGUGCUUUAAUCGGAACUAUCAGUUGCCCAACAUUCAAGAGCAGUUACUAAGAGGUAUGAAUACGUAUGCAAAGUAUCCUUGGAGCAUCUUGAUCACGAACUCCAGGGAGGGUCCUUCGUCGUCCCAGUUUGUUCUGAGCGAGAAGCCGCAGUGUUAUUUCCUAAUUAUUGAGAGUUUAGAUGACGAAGAUAUAGAUGAGAUAUUCGAGCACUGGAAGAGCAUGGUCAACUGGAACCCCCUGGCCCAAUUCGUGGUCUACUUGGCCAGCUUGGAGGAAACAGACGAGGAGAUGACUGACCUCAUGGUGGAACUGCUUCUCACCUUCAUGAACAAAAAGAUCUUCAAUGUGAAUGUAAUUGGACAGAGCGAGGAAAACGAAUUCUUCUACGGAAAAACCGUGUUUCCCUAUCAUCCGGAUAAUAACUGUGGAAAUCGCGUGAUAUCUAUUGAACUAAUAGAUGCCUGUGAUUAUCCGGGUGAAGAAAAAGAAAGUGAUGUUGAAGAAUCUGGGGAGGGGGAAAGCGGUGGAAGCCAGGAGGAAGAUGCAGAAAAUGAAAACAGUCAGGAAAAUGAGGAUGAUCAAGACGAACAAAGUCAAGAGCAACAUAAUGAUAAUGAUAAUGAAAACAAGAGUUUCGAAACAAAUGAAGAUGAAUACUCCCAAACUGAAGAUCAAAGGGGUAAAGAAAAUUCAGAUGAUAAAGAAGAUACUGUCAUAAGACAAGAACAAGAAGAAAAAUUCGUAAGAAAGAAGAUGGAACCAGAUGAUGAGUAUUCUGAAAAAUCUGAUAGCGAUAGUAAUGAAAAUAUGACGGAUACUACAACAGAAACAAGUAGCGAUGAUCCAAUUCAAAGUUCAACUGAGAUGAACAAUGAGGAUAAAGCUGAUGAAUCGACUGAAAAAGAUGAUGAUGAACUUGAGACUAAUUUAAACUCAAACUCCUCAGAGCCGGAAGCCACCAUCGAGGAAUUCUAUCGCGCCAAGUUUGAGGACAAGUUCCCCAGUGAUCUCAGUGGAUGUCCUCUAACAGCCUCUUUUCGACCUUGGGAACCAUAUAUAUUUCGCAACAGUGAGGAGGAUCCUGUGGACGAAUACUACUAUGGUUUACAAGGAGAAGGAGACGACUACAACGAAACAUCACCCAGUUAUGGGGAAUCGGAGGACGAGAGCUAUGGUGAUCCGGGGGAAGAGGGUGACAACACCAUCCCAGACACUGAAAUUCAGGCAAGUGCAAAGGUCAAGUUGAGUGGAAUCGAGUACCAAAUGCUGCAGACCAUCGCCGAGCGUCUGCAUGUCAACAUUGAAAUGCAGAGUGAAAACAGCAAUUUAUACCAUCUUUUUCAACAGCUCAUCGAUGGAGAGAUCGAGAUGAUUGUGGGCGGAAUAGAUGAGGAUCCGAGCAUCAGUCAGUACGUAUCAAGUUCCAUUCCAUAUCACCAGGACGAACUCACUUGGUGUGUGGCUAGGGCAAAGCGAAGGCAUGGCUUUUUCAACUUCGUGGCCACAUUUAAAGCGGAUGCAGGAUUCUUGCUAGGACUUUUUGUGGUCACAUGUUCCCUGGUCGUAUUGGUGGCUCAACGCGUCUCUGGCUUCCGACUGCGCAAUCUGAAUGGAUAUUUUCCCAUUUGCCUGAGGGUUCUUGGAAUCCUGCUCAACCAGGCCAUUCCGGCUCAGAAUUUUCCCAUAACCUUGAGACAACUAUUUGCUCUGUCUUUUCUGAUGGGGUUCUUCUUCAGCAAUACGUACCAGAGUUUUCUGAUCAGCACACUGACCACUCCACGGAGUUCCUAUCAAAUUCAGACUCUAGAGGAGAUCUACAGCAACCGGAUGACCAUCAUGGGCACCUCCGAUCAUGUUAGACAUCUAAAUAAGGAAGGGGAGAUCUUCAAAUAUAUUCGGGAAAAGUUUCAGAUGUGUUAUAAUUUGGUGGAAUGUCUCAAUGAUGCCGCUCAUAACGAACACAUCGCAGUGGCUGUUUCUCGACAACACUCCUUCUACAAUCCGCGAAUCCAACGAGAUCGUCUUUUCUGCUUCGAUCGUCGAGAAUCCCUGUAUGUUUAUCUAGUGACUAUGCUGCUGCCAAAGAAGUACCAUCUUUUGCACCAGAUAAACCCGGUGAUCCAACACAUCAUUGAAUCGGGUCAUAUGCAGAAAUGGGCCCGAGAUCUAGAUAUGCGGCGUAUGAUUCACGAGGAGAUUACAAAGGUGCGGGAGGAUCCUUUCAAGGCUCUUACCUUCGAUCAGUUCCGAGGAGCCAUCGCAUUUUCUGCAGGACUUUUGAUGGUUGCCAGUGGAGUAUUUGCCAUAGAGUUCUGUUUUUUCUAUUUCUACCGAUCUAAAAGGAGAAGGAUCCGAAGAAUACCACAUGUACAGAUAAACAAAGUUGUAUACAAAUAA